Messenger RNA from Echinostoma caproni, 702 nucleotides. The record is from the annotation of a GenBank genome assembly. Lineage: Eukaryota; Metazoa; Platyhelminthes; Trematoda; Plagiorchiida; Echinostomatidae.
AUGCACGUACGCAAACCGAUGGAUCGCGUCGACAAAGAUGAACUAACUGUGGAGGCGAUUUUUACCGAUGAUCGAUUAGUUGAAAUUAUCCUGUGGCUCCCUUUCUCGGAAUUUUUUUCGAUCGCCUCCAACCCGGUUAAACCGUAUGAAAUUGCUGUUUGUGGUCGAUCUGAAGCAAUCAUUCGUGUCUACGACCGUCGCAAAAUGGAUCCACAUGAUCCGUGCAGCGGUUAUUUACAUUGUUACGGUGCAGAACAUUUACGACCCAAAAAUCGUAAUCAAGCAUCACCCACUCGAAACGGUUCCGCGAGCCGUCGGUCUGCUUCCCGGGCAGCGCUAAAUGACGAACCAGAUGAUAAUCAGCAGGAAUUUUUGAUUACUGAAGAUAAUCCUGUUGAUGCGGAUGAGGAUUCCGAAGACGAAGGAGAUGACGACGACGCGGAGGAGCAGGACGGUGACGAUGCUUUCUUCAGUUCCCUUUCAUCUCGGAUAGGGCGGCGCGUACGUGCAGUACUUCGCCGUCUACGCGGACGGGCACGUAUUGCUUUGAGGGUGCAAGGCAAUCAGUCCGGUCGAGGAAACCGGUCGAAUUUAUCGUACGGAUUAGAGACAUCGAAGUUCAGUUGCACUGCUGCCGUGUACAGCAAUCAAGGCGAUGGUGAGCCCCCAGUUCUGAGAGUUUUGUGCGCGGGAUUUUUAUGA